AUGCCUUCCGGUGGGCUUCUUAUCCCCAGGAGAUAACCUCCUUGACCACUGCUGAAGUGAAAGCUAUAUGUCAGCUCCAUAUUGACUGGGAAUGUUCAACGGAGAUGCAAGCAAUCCAGCUUGGUUCCAACAUCCAACAGCUGCUUUCUCCUGGUUCUGACACUUUGCCUGAACUCUCGCAUGAGGAACUUCUAGGUCUCCAGCUGCAAGACUCUGUGAUUUCCAAGGUCAUCCCUUUCGUCUUCAAUAAGAAACGGCCCACCAGACGAGACCGAUAUGAUGUUUCUUCUGAAGUGUUGUUGCUGAUGAAGCAGUGGGACCGCUUGAUCCUAAGAGAGGGAGUUCUGUAUCGUGUCAUUAAGGAGAGUCACACAAACCGGAGAAAGUGUCUUACCAGAGGUGUUACGACUCAAAGCAAUGACCGGCAUUCAUGACCUUGCAGGACAUCAAGGCCAGGCUAGAACUCUAGCCCUGACCAGACAGAGGUUUUUCUGGCCUGCAAUGGAGAGACACAUCAAGGAGUAUGUACACUGCUGCCAGAGAUGCAGCCGUGCAGUACAGCACCGGUUACACUAGCUUGCUAGCUAAGAUUUUGAAAGUAUGAUGUUGACAUGAUCAGUCCAUUCAAAGCUACGGUAGAUAUAACAUGAUUUGACGUCAUUUUAUCUAUGGCCAAUGACCUUGAGCCUUCUUGGAUGGGCACUUCUAAUGUAACUAUGGCAGCACCCAAGGGGCUUGAAUGUUCGAGCUCUCCCCGUAGAUUUUGCGGUGACGUAGUGUCCCCAUGAGUGACAGAACACUGAGCAAAUCACGGCGCAACUAGAGAACAUUACCAACCCCUACGCUCCGUAUUUUCCGCUGCUGCCCCAUCACCACAGAAAGCACUGAGCUAGGCUGAACCACCUACAUUUUGGAGAGACCAUGUUUGUAUGCAGCUUUAUUAACUCAAUUAUUGUAUUUAUUUUUUACAUUGUUUGCAAACUGAUAUGUGACACGUAUUAAUGCCAAAAUAACAUGCAAAACAGGCACCCCAAAAAAAUGACGGGUCUCCACUGACACUGACCCAUAGAGAUGUACAGAGAGCACACUUGCCACUAGAUAGAAAAGCCUUCUAUAAUAAUAAUAUGCCAUUUAGCAGACGCUUUUAUCCAAAGUGACUUACAGUCAUGCGUGCAUACAUUUUUGUGUAUGGGUGGUCCCGGGGGUCGAACCCACUACCUUGGCGUUACAAGCGCCGUGCUCUACCAGCUGAGCUACAGAGGACCACAUGGGAUUUGCUAUCACAGAAGCGAUCAAUGGCAAAUAUCAGAGGUGAGCUUGCACGAGAACUAAAUGAGAAAACAAGUCGAGAUCGGAUCAUGGAAACACAUGCCCGGUAGAGAUAUGAUUCUGAAAGUAACGCAUGCAUUGCUUGACAGUAAUUUGAGGAGAGCAGCUUGUCUACUCCCAUGUUCUUCAUCCUCUCCCCUGGAUUCGACCCCCCUCAAUGACGUGGAAGGUCUGUACACCUGCACGCAGGCAUACACACACAAGCACGCACACACUUACUUGCUAUAGCAUAUUGAAUCCUGUCUGUUUCAUAUCUAACCAGCCAUCCUGUCCUUUGGUCCAGGUAAAAAGAUGGGCUUCACCUUUAACAACAGGAAGUUCUACAGCGUGUCUCUGGGUCAGGGCCAGGAGGAUAUGGCCGAGGCUGCUCUAGACAUGGUGGCUACACUCUUAGAAAAAAGGGUUCUUUGCAGCAGGAUAGGGUUCUGCCAAUAACCGUUUUCGAUCAGAAGAACCCUUUUUGGAAAACAAGGGUUCUUUGUAAGGCAAAGGGUUGUACCGAGAACCUUUAACAUCCUAAGAACCGAUUCUUUGGAAGGCAAGAAUGGUUCUACAUAGAACCAUAUAUAAUAUUUCCCAGCAUGUUCUACUGCAGGGAGAUUUUCAGAAUUGUUUGUUUUACUGUAAUAUCUGUGUUUUUGCAUUUACAUUGAUUGGUUGAUCAAUUUUAUGCUACCCAAAGAUAAAUAACAUACAGUUUUCUAAACUAAUCCAAUCUGUUGGAUUUAUUGCACCCGUUACUGAGAUGGUUGUUCCAGUUUAGAUGAUUGAGGUAAUCUCAGUAGACAAUCUUCCCUACCUUGGCAGUCAUUCUGAAUGCAGGUUGCGGGUGAUUAACAAUUCCACUUGUUGGAUAUUCUAACUCUGUCUGGAAUCCAAUAGGAAUUACACAUCACUUUGCAAGCCAGCAUAAUGUGACUUGCAAACCCGGAGAUUCCUAACCCGGAGAUUCCUAAAAAUAAAAUGUUAAAGGCUAAUAAGGCUGGUGGAACCGUUCAUAGAGGGUUCUAGGAAGAAUCCUCCAAAAGAUAAAAGGUUCUCGGUAGAACCCUUCAUAGAGGGAUCUAGGAAGAACCUUUAGAUGAUAAAAUGGUUCUUGGUAGAACCCUUCAUAGAAUGUUCUAGAUGGAACCCUCUGCAAAGGGUUUUACCCAGCACCAAAAAGGGUUCCCCUAUGGGGACAAACCGAAGAACCCUGUAUGGUUCUACUUAGCACCUUUUAUUCUAAGCGUGUAGAGGGACACUGGGUUAUACUGCAGGUACACUGUCUGCAGGGGCGGUGUGUUCAUUAGGGCGAUAUGGGCGACGCACUGCCAAACGGGAAAAGCAAGGGAUUUUUUUUCUAAUCAAUUAUAUCACGGCAACAGUAGUUAUCAGUGUUCUAAUCUAGACGUCUGAUCUGCCACUAAAUGUCCAAUCAGGCUAAAGUCGUGCUUCAAAUGGCCCCGCCCGUUUUGGGGCGAUUUCAGUCAGGUUGAAAAUCGCCCAGAAGUCUCUCAUAGCCUCUCAUGUAAAAUCUAUUUUUUUCAAAUUUCAGAGCUUUCAAUAAAAUCUCUAUGGGUUUCUGAGGGCUUGCACUUACGCGCUUUCGUCAUACGUAACGUAACCAUGAACGUAACUAAGAAAAGAGCGGGUAGCAGCAUCAAUCAAUUCACGUACUACUAUCAAGAUGGCUAUAGCGUUCAGUGCAACUCGAUUGUCUCUUUGAAAGAAGUUCACAUCAAAGAGACAACCACAAAGUGCAGGAGCGCUUUUUUGAGUUCCUUCCCAUCUCGGAAUCAACCUCAGUCUCAAUCGCCAGUGUGCUUUUGGAGAGACUGAACGGUCUUUUUGCCGACGACGUGAAAGUCAAACUCAUUGCGCAAGCUUACGAUGGAGCCAGUGUGAUGAGGCGAGAGAAGGCAAAAGGUGCGUGAGCAUUUCAAGAAAGGCCAUUACGUGCAUUGCUAUGCGCAUCAGCUGAAUUUGAUCAUGCAGCAAGCUAAAAAGUAACUAGUAAACUAGUCCUCAGCAUGCCUGAUUUCAAUGAGAAAGUCAUUGACCGCUUUGCUGCAUUGAAAGAGAGAAGAGAACAGUUUCAGUACAAGUAAUGUAGCCUCUCUCUCUCUUUGUCCCUCCCUGUCUGUCUCUUUAACACACACACGCCCAAAUCAGUUCACAGUUGAUGUUGUUUAAAAUAGUUAUUUUUCAUUUUAAAAAAGUAAACAAUUUUUUUUACAAAUCUAUACAAUUGGCCAGAAUAUGGUUGUUCAUAUUUACAAAGCCAUACAGAUAGCUGUGUUUACCUUUUCUAGAAAUUAUUUUCAAAUUCUGUUUUCAGGCAAAAUGUCUAUCACUGUUCAUUUUCACAAAUCUAUACAAGAGGGCAGAAUAUGGAAGUCUAUAAAAAUUUCUUAUUACCAAUAACUUGCAUCAAUGUUUUCAGUAGCCUCUAUCAAAAGCUCCUGCUUGCUCAGGUGCACAUAUUUCCAAUUCAACCAUGAGGCCUUUUUGAAGCAAGUAAUGUGUAUAUCAGUAUUGACUUAUAUGCUGCCCCUGUCUUCAUGUUGUUGCUGGACAUAUCUUUUUUAAAAUGUGUGUAGGUCACCUAAAUCAUCAGAAAAAUUGCCCCCCCCCUGAGAAUUUUUUCAGGAGCCGCCACUGACUGUCUGUAUGGGAACCACUUACUUUCUACUCACGGGCUGGAGUAUAAACAGCCAGCAAGUUACUGUCUUCGUCUCAAAUGACGCCGUAUUUCACUUUAAAGGGAAUGAGGGUGCCAUUUGGGACGCAAUCAUUGUCAUGGAAUAUUUUGUGCCAACAUGAAGGAUCUUUUUCCCUAAUGCUUUAUAUGGCUCUGGUUGUUAUUAAACUACAACCUCAUAGUCUACUUAUAUACUAACUAUACAGUAUAGACUACUUGCCAGGUAUUAAAUAAUAAACCUUCUCCUUUUGUAAUGACAGACAGGAAGCAAGUACAGGAUGAGGAUUUAAUAAUAAAUAGACAUUAAACAAAGCAAGAACAGCGUCUGGACAAGAGAAACAAAACAUCAAUGCAGACACGGGGAUCAAACUGAGGAACAGACAGAUAUAGGGGAGGAAAUUAAGCAGUGAUGAAGUCCAGGUGAGUCCAAUGAAGCGCUGAUGCAUGUAACGAUGGUGACAGGUGUGCGUAAUGAUGGGCAUCCUGGCGGCCCCCGAGCGCGAGGGAGGGGGAGCGGGAGCAGGUGUGACAACCCCCCCCCCGGGCCGGCCGAGGUGCGGGAACCCGUCAAGCCAGAUGGGCCGGCCGAGGCGUAGGAGCCUGACGAGCCGGCUGAGGCAUGGAAACCUGACGAGCCGGCCGAGGCGUGGGGUGAGAGCCUGCCGAGCCAACCGAGGCUUGUGAGCCUCUCGAGCCAGCUGAGGUAUCCCCGGUUGCUUCGGCAGCGGCACCCGGACCCGACGUCGCCAACAACAACAACAAAAAACUCCCUGAUGCUUCCAAUUGUGGUGUCUGCAUUCUGUAAGGACAUACGCUGGGAGACAGGAAGCAAGUACAGAGUGAGGUUUGAAUAAUAAAUAGACAUGAAACAAAGCAAGAACAGCGUCUGGCCCAGAGAAACAAAACAACAUCAAUGCAGACACGGGGAUCAAACUGAGGAACAGACAGAUAUAGAGGAGGAAAUUAAGCAGUGAUGAAGUCCAUGUGUGUCCAAUGAGCAGGAGCAGGCGUGACACCUUUGUAGAACAUCCACCUGGUGGCCAGGUGGCUGGGCAGCCUGGAUAAACUAGUGGAGCGCUACAGCAUGGGUAGCCAUGACGACUACAUGUCAGCUGAGCCUUCACCCAUGCCAGGGUUGAACUACAUCCCCCAGGGCCUUCUGGAGAACGGCAUCAAGAUCACCAACAUGCAAGCUAAUCUGCACAAAGCCCUGUAUCUCUUCAACUAGAUAACACACCUGGACGCACACACACACACACUGUGUGCAUUAGGACACCCUGGAGAUGUGUCAGAGUUCAAGGUGGUCCUGUUUGUGUUGUGCUACUUCCACGCCAUGGUGGCUGAGAGAAGGAAGUUUGGAACUCAGUGCUGGAACAGAUCUUACCCCUUCAACAACGGAGAUCUCACCAUCUCCUUCGAUGUGCUCCACAACUACCUGGAGGCCAACUGCAAGGAGUGUGUGUGUGACUGACCUCACCAUCUCUCAAUCAGCCUAGAGCUUUACGGCCCUGCUACACUACAGCCAUCAGGCGUCCAGCAUUGCCAUCAGCCAUUGAGGGAACGCUUCCUUUGAAAUCAAUGAAAGCUGCUAUACUGCUUGAGUUGCGUCGUGUCCAAUGGCAGCGUCCAUGGGCGGUGUGUUCAAUAGGGCGAUAUGGGCGACGCACUGCCAAACGGGAAAAGGAAGGGAUUUUUUUUGUAAUCAAUUAUAUCAUGGCAACAGUAGUUCAGUGUUCACGUCUGAUCUGCCAGCCACUAAAUGUCCAAUCAGGCUAAAGUCGUGCUUCAAAUGUCCCCGCCCGUUUUGGGGCGAUUUCAGUCAGGUUGAAAAUCGCCCAGAAGUCUCUCAUAGCCUCUAAUGUAAAAUAUUUUUUUUUCAAAUUUCUGAGCUUUCAAUACAUUCUCUAUGGGUGUCUGAGGGCUUGCACUUACGCGCUUUCGUCAUACGUAACGUAACGUAACCAUGAACGGCAGACAGCAACGCUUGGACAGCGACUGGUGUAACCGACAUGCACCAUCUUUCAGAAAAGAUUAAGAAAAAUGAGCUGUCAAAGACCCACAUUGAUAGCUGUUUGAGAUUGUCUGCUUUGGUGAGAGUGAAUAUUGCCACUCAACUGGAUGAGGGAUACAGGCUAGCUGUCCGCCGCCACAACGAUGAGGUUAGCAACAGCAGAGUCGUGAACACUGUCUACGAGAAUCGAGACGACCUCAUAGAAUGUUUUGAAGCCAUCCGGACGGGUUCAUUGGGUUCAUUUGACCAGCCCACCGUACCAGAAGCUACAGAAUAAGGACAUCGAUGCUGUCUUUAUCAAACGUGCCCUCGACAGCUUCGCAAGCAGUGUGCAGGCCAUAAGGUAAGAUAAAGAUUAAACAAUAUCAUUCGAUCUUUCUCAAAGCAGAGCUUUAUUUGAAAAUGUAUGCAUGAAAGGAGACUGCAUUUGUGUUUGAAAUUACAUUAUUGUCAUUAUAUAUGGCCAGUGGUGUAAUCUAUCUUAUUUUAUAUACUAUGUGUACUGUACAGUGGUGCUCAUAAGUGUAUGAACACAUUCUAAAGCUGACUAAAAAGAGGAAUAAAAAAAUAAAAAAAAUCAUCUUUUGGAAAUUGAUCUUAAUGACUUAAUUAAAAAAGUUGGAAAAUCCAACCUUUAAGGACACCAAUUUUCUUUUCUUUUUUAUUCCUCUUUUUAGUCAACUUUAGCAUGGGAUCAUAAGCUUAUGAGCACCACUGUAUACUGUGCUGAACAUCCAGGCUAUGUGAGACACAAAGGCUAACUUAAACACUAAAGACUUUAUGCAUCCCUGCCCAUUUUAAGUGGAACUGAAGUAUUUGUACUAUACAUGGAUACAUUGCAUAUACCUGUGCAUCACAUAGACAACAAUACUGUACAAAGCCAACAAACACAUUGGUCUGUUUGCCUUCAGGGACUCCUCUCAACAGCAGCUGCAAGAAGCAACAGGAGCCAAAAGACCCAGAACAGCUUUGAGAGAAGAGGAGAAGCAGAGGCUGUCUGAAGAGGUCUGCAACACCAUCCUGGAUCACACCAAAGAAAGGUUCUCUUUCUCUGGCCACCUUGUGAGUGCUACCUUACUGCAAGCAGACAUGUUUGAAAGGUACUGCCAUUCAAAAAAAUAAAAAAUCUGUUCAUGUUCAUUUUUACAAAUCUAUACAAUUGGCCAGAAUAUGGUUGUUCAUAUUUACAAAUCUAUACAAUUGGCCAGAAUAUGGUUGUUCAUUUUUACAAAGCCAUACAUAUUGUUUAUGCAGUGUUGAGGAAUGUGAAAGAACACCCUUGAUUAUUUUUACUGUGAUAACUUAUUUUGCUUUUGUAAGCCAACACUUUUGAGAUCAGUCAAUAAAUGCUUCUGGUAUUGACUUAUAUGCUGCCCCUGUCUUCAUGUUGUUGCUGGACAUAUCUUUUUAAAAAUGUGUGUAGGUCACCUAAAUCAUCAGAAAAAUUGCCCCUCCUGAGAAUUUUUUCAGGAGCCGCCACUGGCAGCGUCCAUGCUCAAGAAUCACCAAGGUUCAAUUCCCGAUGGCUGACGCUCGCGUUAAUUUUAUCUUGUGAAUUGAAAUAAUGAGAAAUAAGUUGAUUUUGAUUGGUUUCUGUGUAGCAGGUAGUGAGUGGCGCAGUGGUCUAAGGCACUGCAUCGCAGUGCUAACUGUGCCACUAGAGAUCCUGGUUCGUAUCCAGGCUCUGUCGCAGCCGGCCGUGACCAGGAGACUCAUGGGCGGCGCACAAUUGGCCCAGCGUCGUCCAGGGUAGGGGAGGGAAUGGCCGGCAGGGAUGUAGCUCAGUUGAUAGAGCAUGGCGUUUGCAACGCCAGGGUUGUGGGUUCGAUUCCCACGGGGGGCCAGUAUAUAUAAAAAAAUAAAAAUAUAUAUAUAUGUAUUCACUAACUGUAAGUCGCUCUGGAUAAGAGCGUCUGCUAAAUGACUAAAAUGUAAAAUGUAAAUGUAGAACGUCAAGUUGUGUCCUACCUACCUGGAUGAGUAUGUUAGACCUGAGAUGCUGGAGGGAGAGCUGUACCUCGCACCCAGAUUCCCUGUACAACUCUGACUAAGGUUUGGAACACACAAACACACACUAUUUCACUACACACCAAGACAUCACCCUUGAAAACUACAAAUAUUGUAAUCUUUCAGGAUCCCCCAAUGUGUGUGUCCAGGGCUACUAUACGUACAUAGAUGAGGUACGGCCUCCACCCCAAUGCUGAGAUAGCUUCUCUGAGGUGAUGGUGAGGAAGCCUGUUCCGCACUGUGCUGGAGAUGCAGCCCAAAGAGUCUGCCGCAGCCGUGGGAGGGGUGUCCAGAGAGAAGGUAUGAGAGACAGACACUGUCACUCCACCUCAGAGCCUUUAAUGAUCCUCCCCCCACUAAAGUCCUGACCCUGUGUGUGCCUCUGCCUGUGUGUGUGUGUGUGUGUUUUCCCCUACAGGCGAAGGGCAUCUUGGAUGAGAUCUUGGAGAAGCAUGUGUGUUGAGCUUGGAAACAGCAUGAAAAAACUGCUGCACCACAGUACAUCUUUCUCACGGUCCCACUGUUCCUAGGAAGCUCCACUAGAGGGCAACCUGUACCAGCAUGGCUAGUACAUACAUCAGAGGCACAGUACAGUACACACACGCACUCACACACACAAACACCUCAGUGAUAACCCUUUGAAUGGGAAAGUGAGGUUUGUUUAUUGGCGAGCUUCCAGCCUACUGUUAGCACAGUGUAACAAUAGAACUCCUGUAGAUAAGAAAAUCUAUCUUUAACGCCUCAGCUAUUGUUAGAGCUAGGCUUGUUUAUUCCUCUGCCAGAUCACCAGAUAGCAGCGAAGCGCUUCAACCACAGACUUAUAUAACCAAGUUUCUCUUUUAUUUAUAAAACAAUUAUCUGGGCUCCUGAAAGGACUGAUCUCUAUAAUAUAUAAACAACUUUUGGAAAGUUCAUUUUCUGAGCUAGCAAUUAAAAAAGUAUGGUCCACAGAUCUAAGUGAAUCUAAACAACCCUUUAACUGGAACAGAAUAUGGAAAAAUAUUACCUUUGCCGAACCAUCAACCUAUACAUUUUACAUUUGUUCACAGACUGUACUUAACACCCCGGAAGAAAUGUAUGAUGAAAUUGGCCCCAACUCCCAACUUUUCACUGUGUCCCCUAAAUAAGGCAGGCACAUUCCUUAAUAUGAUAUGGGAGUGCCCUGCAGUUAAAUGCUUCUGGGACAAAGUUACCAAAUUAAUUUAGUAGUGCAUGAACGUAAAUAUGAAAUGCGUUGCAACUGCUAUGUUACUUAACGAUGAUAGCUCCUUGAAACUCUCAACUAAUCAGAGACAAUUACUAUUAGCAGGCAGCACUGUCGCAAAAAAUUUUUUUGGCUCUUAGAUAGCAAUCACCCCACUCUCUCCCAAUCAGCCAGUGGAUACAGUUACUAUUAGAAGUUAUAACAUUAGAAUUAUCGACAGCGAGAAUGAAUGGUGCUAGUCAUGGGAAAAUUGAGGCCUGGACAAAUAUACUUGACUCUGUAAAGAAGAAUCUCAGCUAAAGCCCAACACAUACAAAUAAACAAUCUUUAAAGCUCAACACAUAUACUGAGAGUACAAAACAUUAGGAACACCUUCCUAAUAUUGAGUUGCUACCCCUUUUGCCCUCAGAACAGCCUCAAUUCAUCGGGGCAUGGUCUCUACAAAGUGUUGAAAGUGUUCCACAGGGAUGCUGGCCCAUGUUGCCUCCAAUGCUUCCCACAGUUGUGUCAAGUUAGCUGGAUGUCCUUUUGGUGGUAGACCAUUCUUCAUACACACAGGAAACUGUUGAGCAUGAAAAACUCAGCAGCGUUGCAGCACUUACUACCAUACCCUGUUCAAAGGCACUUAAAAAUUGUCUUGCCCAUUCACCCUCUGAAUGGCAAACAGACACAAUCCAUGUCUCAACUGACUCAAGGAUUAAAAAUCCUUCUUUAAACUGUCUCCUCCCCUUCAUCUACACUGACUGACGUGGAUUUAACAAGUGACAUCAAUAAGGGAUCAUAGCUUUCACCUGGAUUCACCUGAUCAGUCUAUGUCAUGGAAGGAGCAGGUGUCCUUAAUGUUUUGUACACGAACGAAAAUAUGAACACAACAUGUAAUGUGUUGGUCUAAUGUUUCAUGAGCUGAAAUAAAAGAUCCCAGAAAUGUCCAUGCGCACAAAAAGCUUAUUUCUCUCAAAUUUAGUGUUAGUGAGCAGUCCGGGCUCUGGCUGGGCCACUUAAGGACAUUCAAAGACUUGUCCUGAAGCCACUCUUGCGUUGUCUUGGCUUUGUGCUUAGUUUCGUUGUCCUGUUGGAAGGUGAACCUUCGCCCUAGUCGGAGGUAAAAUCAAAUCAAAUCAGGUCCUGAGCAAUCUGGAGCAGGUUUUCAUCAAGGAUUUCUCUGUACUUUGCUCCGUUGAUCUUUCCCUUGAUCCUAGUCUCCCAGUCCCUGCCGCUGAAAAACAUCCCCACAGCAUGAUGCUGCCACCAGCAUGCUUCACCAUAGGGAUGGUGCCAUGUUUCCUCCAGACGUGACGCUUGGCAUUCAGUCCAAAGAGUUCAAUCUUGGUUUCAUGGUCUGAGAGUCCUUUAGGUGCCGUUUGGCAAACUCUAAGCGGGCUGUCAUAUGCCUUUUAUUGAAGAGUGUCAUCCGUCUGGCCACUCUACCAUAAAGGCCUGAUUGUUGGAGUGCUGCAGAGAUGAUUGUCCUUCUGGAAGGUUCCCCCAUCUCCAAAGAGGAACUCUGGAGCUCUGUCAGAGUGACCAUCAGGCUCUUGGUCACCUCCCUGAACAAUGCCCUUCUCCCCCAAUUGCUCAGUUUGGCCAGGUGGCCAGCUCUAGGAAGAGUCUUGGUGGUUCCAAACUUCUUCCAUUUAAGAAUGAUGGAGGCCACUGUGUUCUUGAGGACCUUCAAUGCUGCAGACAUUUUUUGGCACCCUUCCCCAGAUCUGUGCCUCGACACAAUCAUGUCUCGGAACUCUACGGACAAUUCCUUCGAACUCAUGGCUUGGUUUUUGCUCUGACAUGCACGGUAAACUGUGGGACCUUAUAUAGACAGGUGUGUGCCUUUCCAAAUCAUGUCCAAUCAAUUGAAUUUACCACAGGUGGACUCCAAUCAAGUUGUAGAAAUAUCUCAAGGAUGAUUAAUGGAAACAGGAUCCACCUGAGCUCAAUUUCAAGUCUCAUACCAAAGGGUAUGAAUACUUAUGUAAAUAAGAUAUUUCUGUUUUUAUUUUUAAUAAAAAUUGCAAGGGGUCUGAAUAUUUUCCGAAUGCUGUGUGUGUGUGUGUGUAUAUAUAUAUAUAUAUAUACACAUACAGCCUUACACACUCUUGCCUGCAUCUAGCUUAUCUAGGGUGUAAUCAUUAGUACAACAGUUGCAAACGAGUUUCUAUUGGACAAAUUCAGGCAUUUUUAUCCCCGUUUUGUUUAAGAAACUUUUUUCAACAGAGUCGGCGGAAUGAAUACACCUCUGAUCACGCAUAAACACAGUUUACUUUCAUAGUAGCCAUGUUGUAUUCCUUCUUGCCUCUAUGCACUCUCCUCCUCUCACCUUUUCCCUUUGUUUGUGGACUAAAAGGAACAACACAUCAGCUGUAUGUGAGCAGGCGAAAAAAACGUUCCAAGCCAAAUCAUGUCAUAACUGCUACACACAGCCUACAUUGUUUUCCCCAUAUUAGCGAAAGUAACGUCCUAGUCAACAUAGCUAAUAACGUCCUAGUCAACAUAGGGCGGCAGGUAGCUUAGUGGGUAAGAGCGUUGUGCCAGUAACCGAAAGGUCGCUGGUUCUAAUCCCCGAGCCGACUAGGUGAAAAAUCUGUCGAUGUGCCCUUGAGCAAGGCACUUACAGGAGCAAUUAGGGUUAAGUCACUCUGGAUAAGAGCGUCUGCUAAAUGACAAAAUAAAAUAAAAAAUAAAUAAACUAAUGCGUUAGUAAACCCGCUACAAUCAUGCAGUAACGUUAGUGUAUAGUCAGUAAGCAGUUACACCGGUGGGCCACGGUGGCAAUAAAUUAAUAAAACCAAAAGCUUACCUUGACUUGGAAGAGUUCCAGUGUUGUGUUGGAUAGUCAUAGCCAGCUAGCUAACAUAGCUAGCAAAUGCAGCUGGCUAGUUUAGUUACUCAAACAGAGGGAUGCUAAGUAAGUGAAACUGAAAAAAAUGAAAUCUCUCUCUUGCUUCUCCUUCAUCUCUGAAUAAAUUAAUUUAUUGAAAACUGUUCAACUAUUGUCUUUCUCUCUCUCUCUGAGUCAACUACUCACAUUUUAUGCACUGCAGUGCUAGCUAGCUGUAGCUUAUGCUUUGAGUACUACAUUUAGAUUAAUUCUCUGAUCCUUUGAUUGGGUGGACAACACGUCAGUUCAUGUUGCAAGAGCUCUGAUAGGUUGGAGGAUGUCCUCCAGAAGUUGUCAUAAUUACUGGGUAAAUCUAUGGAAGGGGGUGAGAACCAUGAGCCUCCUAGGUUUUGUAUUGAAGUCAAUGUACCCAGAGGAGGACAGAAGCUAGCUGUCCUCCGGCUACACCAUGGCGUUACCCUACAGUGCUGUUGAGGAUACUGUAUACCUUCAUUGCAAAACAGUGUUUUUUAAUCAAUUAUUUGGUGACGUGAAUAUAUUUAGUAUAGUUUCAUCUAAAAAGGAAAAAUAAUGCAAUGUUUAACAAUUUUUAUGAAAUUCACUGAUGGUCCUCCCCUUCCUCCUCUGCGGAGCCUCCACUGCUCAAAUCACAUGCUCUUUGAGGUUGCAAAGAUAGUCAUACAGCCACACACACAGUCCAGUUCAGUUAAUUGGGUGACUCACUGUAUGAGCUGGGUAGAGUAGUAAACACUAAUACCGCAGUUCGCAUCUCAAUUGUCCUUAAAAGGGAAAAUCCACAAAAAAAAAUGUAUUAGUCCACUGUUGAUACAGUCCCAAAAUGUUUUGCAUGUCUGCAUUCAAGUUUUCAAGAAGCAAAGUGUUACCGGCCACAUCAUGAUGCAAAAUAUAUUUAAGUGGAUUUUCACUUUAAGGCUCCUCCAGGGAUCUCAACACUCCACACACACACCUAUCUAGUCACCUUCACACUUGUAUAUUUACCUUCAGAACCACACCUGGCUAUUUACCGUCACACAGACUCUUCACUCAUCAUGUACCAGAUUUCACUCUGUCAAUAUAGAACUACUGAGAGUUUAUUGACUGUACAAAACAUGUUUAAGUUCCUCCUGCUGGUCUAUACAUGGUAAAUGUUUGUAGUUCAAUGAAAACACACAGCAGUAAAAACUCAGUGCUAGAUCUCAGGCAUUGGUAAACUAAGUGGUCCGUUUAUACAGUACUGUAGAUAUACACAAACACACGUGGCGAUGAAGAGAGUCAGUCACAGGGGUUGGAGUGACGACAGAUGUUACUACGUUCAAUCCUUUAUACGGUGUUUGUGUGUGUGUCUGGUUGUGUGCAUGUGGGUGCAGGGGUGCGCUGGGACACCCAGUCAGGGAUGAUAGCAGACACUCGUCUGAAGGAGCUGACCCCCAACAUGCCGGUGAUCUUCAUCAAGGCUGUACCGGUGGACCAUCAGGAGACCAAGAAUGUGUACAACGAGUGUCCCGUCUACAAGACCCGUAUGAGGGGCCCCACCUUCAUCUGGACUUUCAACCUCAAGACCAAGGAGAAGCCUGCCAAGUGGGUAUUGGCCGCAGUCUGCUUCCUGCUCAGCGUUUAACAGAGAGGAGAGAGAAACACAAAAACAGACUCAGAGCACUUUCAUCUGAAAUACUUUAUUAAAUAAAACAAAAACAUCAAUGUUGCUAAAAAAAACUACGAUAUAAAAGAUUCCUGUCAUCCAUGUCUGUUGGAGGGAUGUGAUGCUGAAUACAGCUAUCAGUGAGGUAAGAGGACGUGUGGGAGAAGGAUGUGUGUGGGAGAAAGAUGUAUCACAGUACAGCUUUCUCACUGUUCCUAGGAAGCUCCAACCUCUACCAGCUAGUACACACAGAGGCACAGUACAGUACACACCUGCCUGCACGCAUACACACACCUCAGUGAUAAGGUGAGGUUUGUUUAUUGGCGAGCUUCCAGCCUACUGUUAGCACAGUGUAACAAUAGAACUCCUGUAUAUAAGAAAAUCUAUCUUUAACCCCUCAGCUAUUGUUAGAGCUAGGCUUGUUUUUUUACUCUGCCAGAUCACCAGAUAUCAGCUAAGUACUUAAACUACAACCACAGACUUACAGUGCAUUCAGAAAGUAUUCACACCCCUUGAAUUUAUCCACAUUGUUGUUACAUCCUGAAUUUAAAAUAGAUUAAAUUGAGAUUUGUCACUAGCCUACACACAAUACCCCAUAAUGUCGAAAUAUAAUUAUUGUUUUUGAUGUCUUGAGUCAAUAAGUAUUCAACCCCAUUGUUAUGGCCUAAAUAAGUUCAGGAGUAAACAUUUGCUUAACAAGUCACAUAAUAAGUUGUGUGGACUCACUGUGUGCAAUAAGUGUUUAACAGGAUUUUUGAAUAUCUUCCUCAUCUCUGUACCCCACACAUAUAGCUAAUUGUAAGGUCCCUCAGUCGAGCAUUGAAUUUCGAACACAGAUUCAACCACAAAGACCAGGGAGGUUUUCCGAUGCCUCGCAAAGAAGGGCACCCAUUGGUAGAAGACAAAGAAGAAAAUACAUUGAAUAUCCCUUUGAGAAUGGUGAAGUUACUCAUUACACUUUGGAUGGCGCAUCACUACACCCAGUCACUACAAAGAUACAGGCAUCCUUCCUAACUCAGUUGCCAGAGAGGAAGAAAACCGCUCAGGGAUUUCACCAUGAGGCCAAUGGUGACUUUAAAACAGUUACAGAGUUUAAUGGCUGUGAUAGGAGAAAACUGAGGAUGGAUCAACAACGUAGUUACUUCACAAUACUAACCUAAUUGACAGAGUAAAAAGGAAGCCUGUACAGAAUAAAAAUAUUCCAAUAAUAACAAGGUAAUACUGCAAAAUAAAUGGCAAAGAAAUUAACACUUUAUUUUCAAGACAAAAAGUUGUUUUCUGCUAAAUCAAAUACAACACAGAGUACCACUCCCCAUAUUUUCAAGCAUAGUGGUGGCUGCAUCAUGUUAUGAGUAUGCUUGUAAUCGUUAAGGACUGGUGAGUUUGUCAGGAUAAAAAAAUUAACGGAACGGAGCUAAGCACAGGCAAAAAUCCUAGAGGAAAACCUGGUUCAGUCUGCUUUCUAACAGACACUGGGCGAUUAAAUUCACCUUUCUGCAGGACAAUAACCUAAAACACAAGGCCAAAUCUACAUUGGAGUUGCUUACCAAGAGUUACAGUUUUGACUUAAAUCUACUUGAAAAUCUAUGGCAAGACCUGAAAAUUGUUGUCUAGCAAUGAUCAACAACCAAUUUGACAACUUGAAGCAUUUUUUUUUUUUUUUUUUAAGGCAAAUGUUGCACAAUCCAGGUCUGGAAAGCUCAUUUUAAGAGACUUACCCAGAAAGACUCACAGCUCUAAAAUCUCUGCCAAAAGGUGCUUCUACAAAGUAUUGACUCAGGGGUGUGAAUAGUUAUGUAAAAGAGAUUCCUGCAUUUUAUUUAAUACAUUUGCAAACACUUCUAAAAACAUGAUUUCACAUUGUCAUUAUAGGGUAAUGUGUGUAGAUGGGUGACAAAAAACAAAUUAUUUAAUCCACUUUGAAUUCAGUCUGUAAGACAAAAGUCAAGGGGUAUGAAUACUUUCUGAAGGCACAUUACCGGAUACCACAGUGGUGUUGGGAAUUGCCAGGGACCUCACAAUACAAUUUUAUCAUGGUACUUUGGUGCCGACGCGAUAUGUAUUGCAAUUCUCAUGAUUUUAUAUGUAUUACAAGUCCAUACUGUGAUUUUACUGCGAUUCGAUGUUCCAAACCAAUUGUCUGCUGUAGCAGGACAAGAGAGCCAUGAGAAAAUAAGUUUUGAUCAGUUACGAAAAUAAAAGUGAUGAAAACAAAAUUGUCUCCCUGUUAACAAAGAAGAUGGAGAACAAGCUAUGAAGGAAAAAUACUGCAGUUUUGGUGCAAGUACAGCCAACAAUAAUAUUGCGAUGUUGUUCCAACGAUACGAUCAGUGCUAAUUUGUAAAUCUGGAGGUCCCGGAUCACAUAAUGAGCGCAAGAGGGGCGGGGUUAUCCGAGGGGGCGGGGUUAUACGGGGGUCUCAUGAGAAGAAAAGUCACAAACACAACGUAGCAGCGCAGCAGGCAGAGUAAACAGUCAAGUAGAAGACUAUGGUGGUGAAAUUGACAGCGUGCUACAAGACAUCACUGCAAAACACCCACACUUUGCAUAAAAUAAAAAACAAUUUGAUUGGUCGCAUUGACAUAUUUAGCAGAUGUUAUUGCGGGUGUAGUGCUUGCAUCUGGUUGAAAUGCUGGUGAGAGUUACCACCGCUCCGAUAUCCCAAAAACGUUUUGGGCUAAUAAUGUGAGAAAUAACCAAUAAAAUAAAAAAAUACUGCAAAGUUGUGUAGGAGCUAGAAACAGGGUGGCCAUGUCUAUUGGCGCCAUCUUGAAACUGACCCAUAGCCUAUAUUAUGCCCACAUACUCGAGUAUAGCAGUGGGGCAUACACAAGUCCGAAUUUCUUACACCAACACUUUGAUGUCAAUGCAGAACACCUGCCAUAUGCAUACAGUGCAUUCAGAAAGUAUUCAGACCCCUUCACUUUUUUCACACUUUGUUACGUUACAGCCGUAUUCUAAAAUGGAUUUCCCCCCUCAUCUCCACACAAUACCCCAUAAUGACAAAGCAAAAACAGUUUAGAAAUGUUUGCAAAUGUAAUUUAAAAAAGUAUUCAGACCCUUAACUCAGUACUUUGUUGAAGCACCUUUGGCCGUGAUUACAGCCUCGAGUCUUCUUGGGUAUGAUGCUACAAGCUUGGCACACCUGUAUUUGGGGAGUUUGUCCCAUUCUUCUCUGCAGAUCCUCUCAAGCUCUGUCAGGUUGGAUGGGGAGCGUCGCUGCACAGCUAUUUUCAGGUCUCUCCAGAGAUGUUCGAUCAGGUUCAAGUCUGGGCUCUGGCUGGGCCACUCAAGGACAUUCAGAGACUUGUCCCGAAGCCACUCCUGCGUGGUCUUGGCUGUGUGCUUAGGGUCGUUGUCCUGUUGGAAGGUGAACCUUCACCCCAGUCUGAGGUCCUGAUCACUCUGGAGCAGGUUUCAUCAAGGAUCUCUCUGUACUUUUCUCCGUUCAUCUUUCCCUUGAUCCCGACUAGUCUCCCAGUCCCUGCCGCUGAAAAACAUCCCCAUAGCAUGAUGCUGCCGCCACCAUGCUUCAUCGUAGGGAUGGUGCCAGGUUUCCUCCAGACGUGACGCUUGGCAUUCAGGCCAAAUAGUUCAAUCUUGGCUUCAUCAGACCAGAGAAUCUUGUUUCUCAUGGUCUGGAGAGUCCUUUAGGUGCCUUUUGGCAAACGGUCACAGACACCUUAAAAUAAAAAGGCAGGGGUGUGGAUCAGAAAAUCAGUAUGUAUCUGGUGUGACCACCAUUUGCCUCAUGCAGUGCAACACAUCUCCUUUGCAUAACGUUGAUCAGGCUGUUUGAUUGUGGCCUGUGGAAUGUUGGCCCCCUCCUCGUCAAUGGCUGUGCGAAGUCACUAGAUAUUGGCAGGAACUGGAACGCGCUGUCGUACACGUCAAUCCAGAGCAUCCCAAACAUGCUCAAUGUGUGACAUGUCAGGUGAGUAUGCAGGCCAUGCAAGAACUGGGACAUUUCAGCUUCCAGGAAUUGUGUAAAGAUCCUUGCGACAUUGGGCCGUGCAUUAUCAUGCUGAAACAUGAGGUGAUGGUGGCGGAUGUAUGGCACGACAGUGGGCCAAAGUAUCUCGUCACUGUAUCUCUGUGCAUUCAAAUAUCCAUCGAUAAAUUGCAAUUGUGUUCGUUGUCCGUAGCUUAUGCCUGCCUAUACCAUAUCCCCACCAUGGUCCUGUGUAGCUCAGUUGGUAGAGCAUGGCGUUUGCAACACCAGGGUUGUGGGUUCGAUUCUCACAGGGGGCCAGUAUGAAAAAAUGUAUGCACUCACUAACUGCAAGUCGCUCUGGAUAAGAGCGUCUGCUAAAUGACAAAUAUAUGGGGCACUGUUCACAACGUUUACGUCAGCAAACCACUCGCCCACGACACCAUACACGCGGUCUGCCAUCUGCCUGGUACAUUUGAAACCGGGAUUCAUCCGUGAAGAGCACACUACUCCAGUGUGCCAGUGGCCAUCGAAGGUGAGCAUUUACCCACUGAAGUCAAUUAUGACGCCGAACUGCAGUCAGUUCAAGACCCUGGUGAGGACGACGCGCAUGCAGAUGAGCUUCCCUGAGACGGUUUCUGACAGUUUGUGCAUAAAUUCUUCUGUUGCGAAAACCCACAGUUUCAUCGGGUGGCUGGUCUCAGACGAUUCUGCAGGUGAAGAAGCUCGAUGUGGAGGUCUUGGGCUAGCAUGGAUACACAUGGUCUGCGGUUGUGAGGCAUGUUGGACUUACUGCCAAAUUCUCUAAAACGACAGUGGAGGCGGCUUUUGGUAGAGAAAUUAACAUUACAUUCUCUGGCAACAGCUCUGGUGGACAUUCCUGCAGUCAGCAUGCCAAUUGCACGCUCCCUCAAAACUUGACACAUCUGUGGCAUUGUGUUGUGACAAAAUUGCACCUGUGUAAUGAUCAUGCUGUUUAAUCAGCUUCUUGAUAUGGCACACCUGUCAGGUGGAUGGAUUAUCUUGGCAAAGGAGAAAUGCUCACUAACAGGGAUGUAAACAAAUUUGUGCACAACAUUUGAGAGAAAUAAGCUUUUUGUGCAUAUGCAAACAUUUCUGGGGAUCUUCUAUUUCAGCUCAUGAAACAUGGGACCAACACUUUACAUGUUGUAUUAUAUUUUUGUUCAGUGUAAUUUAAGAUAUCAAAACGUCCCAUAAUGACUCUUCCCAUGUCAAGUCCAUUUAACUCCUGACAGUCAAUUUCUUGCUUAAAGCCAUGUGGCUGUGACAGUUAGCCUCCAUGAGUGUUAACUAUAACCUGGGUGUCCUCUAGCCUCGUCAACAAUGCUUGCUACCACUAAAUGUGCUGUGGUUCGGGCAUGUUCAAAAACCUUUUUUUCUGAGGGCUCUUUGUUGUGGUUUUUAAUUUCAUGGAGGCAGUGGACAUUCCUGUACAUUCCACCCACUCUUUUGCUAGUUUAAUCCCUCCAGUCUUUUCUAGACCCAUGCUCCCUACCUUUUUGCAUGUUGUACAGCCCAGCUUAGAAUUUUGCAUGACAAACCAGGGUUUAUGCGGGUUUGUUCUUGAACUGAGCUUCCGUCCAAAUUGCACCUGCUCCGAGCACUUCGUCGGUGGAUGCACUGUCCCACCCGGCUCCCCGUCUCCCUCUCCAGUCGAGUCUGACUUGCUAGUAGGCCUACUAGCUAGUGGAGGUGCCGGUGGUGAUGCUGAACUGGCGGGAUUAGCAGCGCUGCUAGCUAAGGCAUUGCCAUCAGGAGGAGUUUGCCCCUCACUCCUCUCCUCCGGCACUGACAGUUCUCUGGCUCGUUUCGUGUUCGAUUCGCCUUCUUUCUCUGGACUUUGGGAUUUGAAAAACAAACUAUUGCCUUAUCUUAUCAAUUAUUUUUUGGGAUUUCUCAUGUUUUAAAUUCAGUAGGGAGACGACUAGCCUAGGCUACAUGACGUGUUUACGUAGGGACCUUUUCACUAGCUGACCACCACUACCAAGACCUGUAUCAAGAUCAGUUACUUACCCCACCAGCCCUCCCCAUAACAUCUAUGUACAAAUAAGACAGCAGAUCUGGAAUCAGUGUGGCAGGAUAGGAUGAUAAUACAGAAAGAUCCCUGUGCUUUUACAUUAUGGUUUUCUGGGGGGGCGGGAGAAAUAACGAGGAGGCAAUUUAAUUUCACUCUGAUCGCUUUUAUUAGAAUGUUUACAGUGCCCACAGUGAAACAAUAAUUCAUGCGGCGUAAGGUACUGGAUCCAGGAAAAUAGGUGCCGGAACGAACUAAGACAAAUCUGAGAGGUGCCGGAUCCUGUUCCUCAAAUUAAGCACUGGAUACAAUAUAUAUUCUAAAAAUAUCGGAUGUCCAUAGAUAACGCUGUUUCGCGGACAAGGUCGUUCAAAGGUCAAUUACCUUUAGUGACCCUGAUCCCACCUCACAUGCUCAGUGAGAGUGAGUGAGUGAGUGAGGUGCACUAUGUGUGUUUCAAUUUCCAUUUCUAAAUUCUUAUCAUUUACCAGAACUGAUUGUAGAGUAACAAAAACAAACUCUAUAGCAUUUUUCUUCAUGUACUAGCAUGCUUGUGGUGUCAGUUUUGAGAGUGUGAGGAGGAAUGUGUGGGCCCCAUCCAUCAUUGUUCCCUCAUGGCAGCUGAUCAGACACACUGACACUUUGUCUCACUGAGUGACAUGUUGUGGUUACACGAGACACCUCCCAUUCACCAUUUACAGUCACCAUAAAAAAUUUAACUCAGCACUUCCUACUAGGCAAUUCUACAUCCCUGUUAGAACACACACACAUCAGGUCACCCUCUUAGCCUCCCUCUGACCCCACUGCAUACGCUAUCUGUCAAAUCAUCACCACAAUUCCAAAAUGAGAGGGGAUUUAACUAGAGGGAGGAGAAACUCACAUUCCUUUCUCUCACUCACAGCUGAAUUGGUCCAGAUGCUGACUGCAAAAUCUUGAUGCACUCAGCUGAGUGGUCAAGUUUCUCUCAGAGAGACGGGACAUUGAGGAGGGAGCUUCCUCUACAUGUAUAAUGGAUAAAGGUCUGUGUGGUAGGGGUAGGAUUCAAGCAAGGGUUGCUGGGUUUAGUUUCUGAGGUUGAUGUGGCCUAGGGCAGGGCUAGAUUGAAGCUAGGAUUGGAGUUUGGGUUGAGGGCUGGUACAAACAGCAGUGACUGAUGACAUUCUGCCAUUCUGGACUGACAGGGUCUGUACUUCUGUGCGUGACUAAGAGAUGAUCGUUCAGUGGGAGUAUGUGGGUGUGGUACCUGUGUUGGAUUAGUACACUGUGUGCGCGCCUGUGCGCUCUUGUCUGUGCGUGUUACCUGUGUUAGGAUGCGUCUCAGAAGAAGUUCUUGAUGAGGGGAGUAACCAGUUUGACCCACAGUUUGACGUGGCGGUCUGGCUGCUGGAACGUAGAGCUGGACACCUCUGUAGACCUCUGGUACAACAUCUCCUGCUCCUGUGUGUGUAUGAGAGUGUGUGUACACGUGUGUGAGAGAGACAGCGAUAGAGACGUAGCGAAGCUUCCAUUGUCUCACAUAGACAUUUAGUACAAGUUCCUGAACAGGUUUCCCUCCUAGCUCAAUCUCAGUCUGUGUUGCAUAUGCCAGCUCAGCAUAGCUUAUUAUACUAGGAACUAUCAGACCAGUUGAAUUUUGUAGACAGGCCUUUGGUUGAGAGCUGUAUAAAGCAGAGCCACAGUAUUGAGCCAUCAAGUCUGUUUAAAUAAAGUUGUCGGUUUGAAUGGCCUACCUCCUGCAGCUGGGCCUGUAGUUCCUGGUUCUCUGUUACUAUGGCGAUUUGGGCCUCCAGGUCCCGGUGCACAGAUCGAUAGCCAAAGUUAGGAGACCCAAUCAGUGUCAGGCAUGGCCGCACCUGCCCCCGCAGGUAGUACCACAACCCUACACACACACACACACACAGGUGGAGGAAGACAAGACGGAGGGAAAAGGGGAACAGUUUCCCCACAUCAGUGGUUUGUUCUGCAGCUGGGGGUCAGGGUGUGCUCUACUCUAAUGUUCAUUGAUUCGCUCCCCAGCUGGGUGCUGUGUGUGUUCUCCCCCACUGUUCUCGCUCCUGCAGUGCUUGCUGUGCUUACGGGAAAGCGCCGGCCCGCCCUGCUUCAUCUAAUAAAAGGGACUUCUCUUCACUGUUUUCAUUUCCCACUCCCUCUCCCCAGCUCUCUCUCUGGCUACAUUUUACAAGACUUUGGUCUUUUGAAUAAAAAUAAACAACUUACCUAGCUACUAAUGCAUCUCUAACAUUUCAGUUAAAGUUGAAUAUUCUUUAUUUUGGACACAUUGCCUUUUGAUUCUAUAAGUAUCAGCGAAAGAAAAGUGCAGGUUGGCAGUAGUUUAGAUAUCAUUUGUCAGAGCAUUGUUUAUAAGCUGUUUCAAAAUGGGGAUUUUGGUUUCCGUUGGCCAUGCCCACAACUAUAAAGAAAACACUAAAGCACAGAAACCCCCAAAGUCUAGCCAAACCAAGGAAUGACUGUGUGUGUGUGUGUGUGUGUGUGUGUGCGCGUGCGUGUGUGUGUUUCCUUGGCCCGGGGCUAAGGGUGAAUGACUUGACAAGCCGUUGUCUCUCCCGCAACAUAUCUAGGUUACCACAGGGACAGAACAGCAGAGCCAGAGAACAGAACAGAAGAACGUGGUCCAGCUAAUCUGUCUGUCAGGCUGGAAUAGACACUCUGUGCCAGUCCCAAAGGGCACCCUAUUCCCUAAAUAGUAUACUACUUUUGACCAGGGCCCAUAGGGCUCUGGUGAAAAAUGUAGUGCACUAUAUAGGAAAUAGGGUGCCAUUUAGGAUGCACACUGCUUCCUAGCAGCUCACCAUCUGACCGUGGAACGUCAUAGCAACAAAAUUCACAUCACUACCGGGCAUAACUCACAGCCAAACAGAACUAAUCACAAUGGAGUAGAACCAAUUAGAAUCAAUCUAGGCUCUCAGGCCAAGGAUUAUAUAUUGUGUGUGUGUAGCCUACUUUCUCUGUACUCUGUGUGUGCGUGUCACCCACCCUUGGCGUGGAAGGUCCAUUGUGCUCUGUGGUACUCGUGGAGGUGAACCCUCUCAUGCUGUCCCAGAUGACACACUUUGCUGUAGAACUGUCUGGCAAUGUGGAUGUAGGCCGCUGGGAUCUCUCCGGCAAUGCCCUUGGCGCCGAAAAACCCAUUGACCUCCGGGGAGGCGGUGAGGAUCCGGUAGUCAGCGCCCAGCCCGAGAACCAGCGACAUGUAGGCCCUGGUCAGGUUGAAAUACCCCGAUGUUAGAAACACCGUCGCACCGGGACCUGCGUCUGUCAGCAACCGCUGCAAGGAAAUAAGUUGAGAUGUAGCGCCCAUAUUUACAUUUUUAAGUCACACAGGAACAAAAAAUACAAAAACAAUGUUACAAGGUAACAUCAUGUGCAAUGGAAGUUGUUUGUCCAAUAUUAGUUGGUGAGGGUAGUGGUGUCCGGGUGCAUGUUUGUGUGUACCCACCUGUGUGAUCUGCUCAUCCACCUGUAUUCCCAGAGGUUUCAUCUGAAUUAGAGGAAAAACCCAUGUAUCCUCCUUCCCUCCUUCCUCCCCCUCGCUCUCCCGCUCCAAACGUUCUGAUUCUGCAAUGUGUUGCCGCGUGCGAGCAGUGUUGACCACCUCCAUGAUGUGUUGCCGAGCCGACGCCGAGAAAUCAUCCCUGUUGCCUAGUGACAAAAGAAUGUAGGGAUGGUAAGAGGAGAGGAAACAGACCGAUCUGGUUAAAGCUAGAAUCCAUUUUAGGACUUUAAAUUAAUGAUAUAUACACCAAUUAAUUCAUGAAGAAUAUAAAACGUAUAAAUGCCUCAUGAGCUUAGUUUAACAAAAAACAUGGUUAAAAUUAUAAUGUCGAUUUCAUGGUCAGUCCUUGCAACCACAGCGAUGUCUAUAAAUGUAAGGGUGCUAACAUUCUCCAGGCCCAUCCAUAAGCUUUUUACCAAAACACAGGCGGGGUGACCCCUUUCUUAUUGUUUCAAUUAAGGAUUCUAGCUUUAACCAUACACCUCAGCAAACGUUGAAUGAGAGAUCUCACACACACAGUGUGCAGUAGAGCAGGGGAGUGUGUAAAGUACAGUAGGUCAUUUAGUUCUGGGCAUGACGGCUGUGGGUCAAUAUCUGGACUACGCCUGGCGGCUGGGUCCACGCACAGACAUGACACGAGAGAGAGAGAGAGAGAGAGAGAGAGAGAGAGAGCUGUAGGCUCAGCAUUUGAGUUCAUUCUAAAGACGUGCUUUUACUGUAAAGUUAACACUGUUUCAGCUGGGGAACUUCAUUCACUAAUGAUUAUAAUGUGUGUGUGAUCUUCCCACUCGGUAUUGCUUACCAGCAACUCUGACAUCACUGCUCUAUUUCUGGUCUCCGUGCCAACUGCAGUCCGGUUCUGCAGACAUGUCAUUCAGCUCUCUCCCUCACUCUCCUGCCUCCCACUCUCUCAUUCACACACACGCCAGUUCGCUGAUUUCACUGUGUGUCUGAACUGGAACAGGCUACAUUUGCAGCUAAUCCGAUUCCAUUAACCUUUCCAAGAACAACACAUUACACUACAUAAUGAGAGUGUACAGGCAGAACUGAGCAACGAGUCACGCACUUAGGGUCUGUGUUACGUGUGCGUUUUAUACCUCUGUAGGGGUGCACCAUGCCGUACAUCAUGCUCACAGAGUUGUCGGUCUGUAGCUGUAACGACACGUCUCCCACGGCGCCCACCAGAUCAGAGAAGAAGUCGGCCACCUCCCCACAGUUCUCCAGCAGCACGUAG
Molecule: messenger RNA, 24423 nt
Organism: Coregonus sp. 'balchen'
Lineage: Eukaryota; Metazoa; Chordata; Actinopteri; Salmoniformes; Salmonidae
Source: the annotation of a GenBank genome assembly